This is a messenger RNA of Alternaria arbusti, 243 nucleotides long. RefSeq lists its product as uncharacterized. Lineage: Eukaryota; Fungi; Ascomycota; Dothideomycetes; Pleosporales; Pleosporaceae. The transcript has 2 exons. The coding region runs from base 1 to 243 and encodes 80 amino acids. The record is from RefSeq and is a predicted model, not a curated record.
AUGCAGCGCAACAUCGUCAUCUUCCUCAUCAUCCUCAUCCUCUUCAUCCUCAUCGCCGCCAUCGCAUACCUCAUCUACUACCUGCAGACGCGCAUGGCUGUCGGCGGCACUGCGUCGUCUGUUUCGGAUAUGACUGAGAACGUUACGGAGAAACGAUACAACAAGAGAAAGCAGGAGCAAAAGAGACAUUUUUACGACGCUAUGACUACAGUACAACACAAGACAACACAUCACCGAAGAUAA